Messenger RNA from Trametes versicolor FP-101664 SS1, 825 nucleotides. Its product is annotated as Translin. Gene Ontology annotation, molecular function: RNA binding; sequence-specific DNA binding; RNA endonuclease activity. The record is from RefSeq and is a predicted model, not a curated record. Gene Ontology annotation, cellular component: cytoplasm; nucleus. Lineage: Eukaryota; Fungi; Basidiomycota; Agaricomycetes; Polyporales; Polyporaceae. The transcript is spliced from 5 exons. Bases 1 to 825 code for a protein of 274 amino acids.
AUGACCUCACUUGCCUCCAGGCCCUCCAUCGUUCACGCCUUCGAGCAGUUCAGGGAGGAGCUCGACGACUACAACGACAGAAGAGAACGUCUCAUAAAGUCUAGCCGCGACAUUACCAAUCUCUCUAAAAAGCUCAUCUUUCUCCUCCAUCGCACCGUCACCGAGGAUGCUAUAGAAACCGACGACCGUGUACUCGGUCUCCGUGCUGCCGCGCGUGCCAAGGGCAAGCUGGCUGAGAUCCAAUCCCUCUUUGCUGCCCUGCGCGGUGAGCUCGCGGGCGACCGUUUCUGGCAUCACCAAAGAAAUAUCUCCCCGGGUGUGCAGGAGUACAUCGAAGCACUCAGCUUCGCCCACUACCUCGAGCACAGGACCUUGAUUUCAUAUGACCAGGUUCAAUCCACCCUUUCCGACUGCGAUGGCAUCCCCUUUUUCCCGUUGUCGCUCGAGGAUUACCUGCUGGGCCUCGCCGACCUCACAGGCGAGCUGAUGCGAUUCGCCAUCGCUGCCAUAUCCAGGCGCGGUGGCAGGCAGAAAGCGAGCGACGUCUGCAGCUUCGUGCGCGCGUGCAAAGCAGAUUUUGAAGGAUUGACGCCGCAUUUCAAAGAACUGCGUAAGAAGCAAUCAGUCACUACCCAAUCCCUGGAGAAAAUUGAAGACGCCGCAUACGCGGUCGUAGUGCGGACGUCAGAAUAUGACAUGCCCCCGGAACUGCUGGAUGAUCUGGUAGCCCAGACACUCUCGCGUGCCGCCGACCACGGUGGCUUCGGAGAAGAGUCGAGACGUAAAAGGCCCAGAGACUCUGACUACGACAUGAACGAUGAUUGA